UUGACAAGAAGAGUUUAAUACAAUAGUUAUAAAAUGUAAAAAAUUAGGACAUAGACUAACUACCGUAUAAGCGUUUCUUUCCUUUUCUUGCCUUUCUUUCUUUACAUAUUUUCUUUUGUAAUUGUUUUUACCAAAACCAUUUAGUGUUUGAUUUUCUUUUACUUUUUUGACAUCCAUAAACCAGCGAACUGAUAAACCGCGGUAAAGCCAAGCCCAAGGACUUCCAUGCUCCUUUCCUAGACUUCAUGAUGCGUAUGAUCGACGUGGGACCCACAUCCAGUCACGUGGAGUACAUCUCCAACCUCAAUGACUCGGACGUUGAGUUCUUCGAAUAUAUUAAGAGCCUGCGAGGAGAAGAAAUGAAAAGAAUCAUCAGAGCUUUGAUGAAACAGUAUAAGGUUGACCCUGGCAUGGAGUGGGACAAGUACGAGAACUACAUGGAAUGCUUCAUGCGGAUAUUCAUCAGCGACGUUUUCAGCGACGAGCAGCGCGAGGAGGGUCAUCACGACUUCAUCGACGUGUACAUGUACUUCAUCACCGCCUUCAACACCAGGGAGGAGAACAUCAGGAAGAAGUUUCAAAGCUUCGCUUACUGGAUCGACCUAAACUAUGACAGGAACGUCUUUAAGGAUGUUAAAGAUGUGGGACUGCUAAAGCGCCACCUAGCGGAUAUGAAAAAGGUCGUGCUCGCCCCUGAGUACCCGCAAGCUGACGAUAUAGGGGAGGCGUCAAAUAGCAUGGUGUAUAACCUCCUGAAAACUGUAAGUGACGGUUCGUUGAUCGGUGAGAUUUAUAACGAGAUUAUGGACUUCGCACUUCAUUUAUCUGUCAAGAAAAGCGGCUCAAAAGCUGCCAAAGAUAUCUUUGAGACGAUUGGAUAUUUCUUUUUCCAUCUAAAUAAAGACGAUCUUAAGAAGAACAACAAACUGUUUGAGGGGCUUGUAGUCAAGCUCACACAUCUAUUGGACAACAUUGGCGAUGAGACCUUCCUGGCCAUCUUCUUUGCCUGGCCUGUCGUUGACCACGUGUUGUGCACAGCCAUGGGCACAUCACGUGACCACGUUGUCCUUUGGAUAGAGAUGAUGAAAGCACUGAUCAAGCAUCCAACAGAGAACUGCAUGAAGGCAGCUUAUGAGGCCAUAACUGACAAAGAAAAACUCCUGAAGUGGAAGGACUACCCGGGUCAAGUAAAGGAAAUCUUUGCCAUACUGAGCAAGGUAACAGUUCCAGAGUGGGUGCAGGGCGAGGACAAGAAAAAAACAUUUGAAUACUUCAAAGACUUUGCAAAUUGCUUUCUAGAGGGAGUCAACAAAGCCAAGCUUCAAAAGGACAUCAGAGAAGACAUGGUCUUCUUUGUCUUCCAUUGCAUAGAAUUGAAGGAUGUACCGCUAUACGCUGUAGCUUGUGAGGUGACAUCGAAACUGGAGUUUAACGGCAAGACCGACAAGGACUUGCUUAUGAAGAUCAUCCGUUUCCUUAACAGAAUUUUAUCAGAUGAGACUUAUGGCUGGCUUCAAGAAGAUAUAGCGUACGAACUGCCCAAUACAGUACAAAGACUGGCACAGUGUGUCGACAAGUUCAAGGAUGGAAAGACAUUUUCCUGGGAGGAGCUGGACGACAUGGUCAGCCUGUGUCUGCGAUGCCAGCAGGGGGCCUUCGUGCGUGACGACGACAGCCUGACAGCCUACUACUACGUCUACAUGACCGUCUCUGGUCAGCUGUACCAGUGGCUGGACACAAUGAAUGAAAUACACCGAGCCAAGAAGCUGAUACCCUGGGUGAUCGACAUGCUGGGAUCGGACAACGAUACGGUCAGAGACAUGGGCGGUACCAGAUCUCGAUGACCACUCGCUCAGGGACCGUCGGUGGGCCUUAUCUGGUGCGACUGAUACAGAUUUUCCUCGAGACAGAGUCCGACAGCAUCUUGUAUGCCAUCAGCAACGUCUACGAGCAAAACCCCGGAGCCUGACGCCCUACUUCCAAGAGCUGUUUGAGCAUAUGGACAGCGGUAACUCUUCGGUCAAGUCCUACAUGAAGAUGCUUCUACAGAAGGUGGCCAAGUAUCAA
This is a messenger RNA of Pomacea canaliculata, 2067 nucleotides long. RefSeq lists its product as uncharacterized. The record is from RefSeq and is a predicted model, not a curated record. The coding region runs from base 246 to 1844 and encodes 532 amino acids. The transcript has 13 exons. NCBI's taxonomy places the organism in Eukaryota, Metazoa, Mollusca, Gastropoda, Architaenioglossa, Ampullariidae.